GAGGCUCGGCGCGGAACGGAACGGAGCGACUCGGCGGGAGAAACUUGUGCCGGGCGCCCGAGCCCUGCGGAGGUCGCGUGGCUGCAGGACACAGAGUUGGGUUGUAUUUUUCCCUGUGUGCGAAGCUAUAAACCCAACGGAUGCCUGUGCCGCCGCCRCCGCCUCCUCCGCCACCUCCACCACCUUCAGGAGGGCCCCCUCCACCACCUCCACCUCCGACAAGUUCGGAGCUACCAAAAUUGCGAAAGGAAGACCAAAAAGCACGAAAUGCUCUGCUAGCCGAUAUCCAGCAAGGGACUCGCUUAAGGAAGGUGACUCAGAUCAACGACCGAAGUGCACCACAGAUUGAAAAACCCAAGGGGGCUACGAGAGAUGGAGGAACCGCGGCCGCCAACAAAGGGGCCUCUGCGCAGCCCCUGGGGGGCCUCUUCGCUGGCGGCUUCCCCGUCCUCCGGCCCGCCGGCCAGAGAGACCUGCCAGCCCCGCUGCCCCCCAAGUCCCCGCACCUGCUCUCGCACUUGCACAAGCCCCACAUCCAGUCGCUGCCGCUGCCCGCCGCGCCCGCGCCGCCCCAGCCCGCCGCGCCGCCCGACGCCAGGAAGAGGCGCCCGGCCCGAGGCGCAGGAACUGGCGCUGGGAAGCUCAUGACGCCUCCACAACCACCAGCAAGAUCCCCAACAACCGAACUCACAAGCAAGUCUGGAGUCCCAGCCUGGGCGGCAGCUCAUGACCCUUAUCCACCUCUUAAAAAUGGAAAUAUGCAUCUCAUUGAUGACUUUGAAUCUAAAUUUACCUUCCAUUCUGUGGAAGAUUUUCCCCCACCUGAGGAAUUCAAGCCAUUUCAGAAAAUUUAUCCCAGCAAAAUACCUAGAGAUCCCUCUAAAAAUCCUCCCUUAAGAACACAUGUGAGAUGAGAAGAGUCUUCUGAUGCUGUCUGAAUUGGUAUUAAAAAUGGAGAACAUCAAGAUAAUAUAYGAAAAAGAAGGGGAUGCCCUUUACAACCAUAGAGAUUAUAUUUGAAUUGCAAGUGCUGCAAUGUUAACACUUCCAUAAACCGGAAGAUAAAUUUAAAUGACACUUUUUGACCACCACAAGAGUGUUAGCAUAGGCUUUUAAAUUAUUGUAUAUAUCUCUAUAUAUGAGGUUUUUUWAAGCAAAACAUCCUACAUGCUUUAAAGUCGCUGUAGUGUUCAAACAACUCAUUUUUAAUCUGGCUGACAGAUGAUACCUCAAGGAUAGUUUUUUUGCAUUAAAUGACUGUAGUUGUGUGUUUUCUGAUUUUUUUUUCUUCCCUCCAUCAUCCUUUUUUUUAUUUUGAGAAGCCUCCAGUUCUUUUCCAAUGAACUAGCACAAGCUAAUGCGAUCGUCUCUGUGCAUUUCUGCUCAAAUGGCAGCAGAGCAGCACCCUCAGCCACAGAUGCGCCCACAGUCCUUUCCUCAGCGAGCACAAAGAGGAAGAUGAUCCUGGUUCCUGAACCUACCUCCUCCUGGCCACACAGCCUUACAGGACAGGGAAUAUGUCUGAGAAAGCCCAACUACACGGAGUGGUUAUGGAAUUGACAAAUAUAAGAGAAAUUUUCCAAUUGGGAUGAAGAGGAAGUUGUGAGCAGCAAUGAGGAUUCAUUGUCCAAAACAACAUAUAGAACAAGCAAUCCACCAAGCAGCUGUCCCUCUGAAUACAGAUGGUUGAGAAAGUAACAGCCUAGCAGGGAACAAGGUUCAAGAUUCCACUUUUCACGUGCAGCUGGGAGGGGAGGUCUUCGGAUCACCAGUGUAACACUCGGACAUCAGGUGUCUGUUUCCAGCAAAAUAUUUCCCUACGGGGUUCCUGCCUCACUGAUUUGACUAAUGACAGUGCUCUGUCAUGAUAAGCCUGGUACUAAGUCAGGCUUAGAUUAUUUACAUAAUUUAAAUUCCUCUCAUGAUGAGCUGUAACAAACAGAGGUAACAGGUAAAGCUCCUUCCCUAUUGCCAUGUCUUUGAACAGCAGCAGCUGGAGGGGAGAGGCGGGUGCCCCCUUGCACCUCUCUGCUUUCCUCUGGUGCCUGCAAGAGCUCAGCUGGGCUGCAGCUCCCACGCCCCUGCAGAAGCUCAGCWGAAAAGCACUGGAUGCUCAGAGUGUCAGUCAUCUUUUUGUAGCCUAUCAUGAUACCAUGGUGUUCCUCAUGUUUUUUUUUAAGUGAUGCUUUGAGCAGUACUUCUUCCACCAGUAUUAUAGUUACUUGAUCUAYAUGCAUGAAAUAUGGUAAAAAGCAGGGCUCAGCACCUACACUGCUUCUCAAACUACAACAGUUUAAUAUUGCAUUGAAGAAUAUUUUGUUACAGUACUGUUAAAAGUGACUUAUUGCUGGUUCUCAUCUGUAUUUCAAAUUUGCAUACAGUUG
Messenger RNA from Nothoprocta perdicaria, 2384 nucleotides. RefSeq names its product WAS/WASL interacting protein family member 3 (gene WIPF3). Lineage: Eukaryota; Metazoa; Chordata; Aves; Tinamiformes; Tinamidae. The transcript is spliced from 8 exons. Gene Ontology annotation, molecular function: actin binding. The coding region runs from base 141 to 914 and encodes 257 amino acids. The record is from RefSeq and is a predicted model, not a curated record.